Messenger RNA from Boleophthalmus pectinirostris (great blue-spotted mudskipper), 2464 nucleotides. RefSeq names its product protein phosphatase 1, regulatory subunit 37 (gene ppp1r37). Bases 849 to 1607 code for a protein of 252 amino acids. The transcript has 2 exons. The record is from RefSeq and is a predicted model, not a curated record. Lineage: Eukaryota; Metazoa; Chordata; Actinopteri; Gobiiformes; Gobiidae.
ACCCCGUGGGUAACGACGUGCUGACGUAAGACGUGUGAACAACAAACAGUUGUUGGACUUCCACAAGCUGCUAGCGAAGGAACUUACUCGGGUGCAGUCGACAGGUGUAACGACGGUACGCAUCUAUCGCUACUGUUAGCUUCAGAAACAUGCUCAUAUGUGGAGAGUGACGCCUGUUUUUUUCCUCGCUGCCGCUGGUCUGGGGCUGUGAUGCACGACAGAGGGUGAACAAGAGGUCCUGUUGGAAAUGUUUGCUUCCUAAUGAAGAAUGGACUUUAACGCUGGCGUAGAAAGAAAACCAGGCAAAGGAGCGGACAUGCGACCGUAUGUAGGCCUGGAUAUCGUUGUUGGGAAACUACUUUAGCUCGCUAGCAUUGGAUCGCUUCUUUCAUGCAAAUGAAUCGGUUUGUGUGUAGCUGUAAGCUCGUAUUGCUAACGUAAUGGAGGUGCUCAAAGCUACCUGUACAUUAUAAAUGGACUUACCUAGCCUCUCAUCGUGGAGAUCUUCUGACUGCCAACAAAUCAAAAAACUUCUGCAAAUAGCGAAAAAUAGUAACCAAAAACGUAUGACGUGCCUUUGUACUGACGAUUUUAAAGUUUUAGUAUAUUUUGGGUCAGUGUCACUGAUUUACAAAUGUGAGCCAUUUACAUUUCCCCCUCUGCUCUAGAAUGAAUCAGACGAUAUCUGAAGAUACUGUGCUGAUUAAACUUGAAUUGUAAGGAGCUGAAUGCUUGUACAUCAGUGAGACAGAGGCAGACGAUAAGGUCCUGCUAGUUCUGGUUACUGUUUAACCCAAUAUGCUGUCUGUCUGGCAGAGUUAAAAAACCUUUUCAUUGGAAAUGAAACCAUGAAUAUCGAAGAGCAGUGCCUAGAUGUGUGCAAUAUUAAGACUAAAGUAAAUGACCAAGAUGAUGACAACACUACAACUAAUUCAGAAGGGGUCAUACCCUGUAUUUCAGAGCUGAUGAUGGACAUUAAUAGUGAUAAACAAACUAUUGUUCCAACUGACACCACCAAACUUUACCUAAUGCCUCAGCUUACAGACAACGUUCAGGCUACGGAAGAGGACAAUCAGAAGGAUCCAGAUGGACAAGAAAUAGAUGAGGUCAAUGGAAAUUGUAAAAGUAGUACACAAAACACCCAUGUGGUUGAAAAUCCCUCUAAUAUCGUUAUUUCAAAUGAGGAGCCACUGAUGGACAGUGUUGGGGUAACAGUAAAAAAGGAAGAAAAGGACUGUGAGGUCAUAUCAGGGGAAAGCCGUGAAGCUGGGGACAUGGACAUUGGUUUGGAUCUUAGUCUCAAUGAAAGUGGUGUCCUGGAGUCUGAAUCUUCAGAUGUAACCCAGUCAAAUAAUGCCUUAGCAUCAGAGCUCUCUACCCAAGAGGUCCUAGCACUCAGCACGACAGAGAGUGUAUCAGAUGAGAGCCAAAACAGGAGCACAGAGCCCACCUCCACAGAGCAGACCGAGGAGUCACCUGCAGUGGAGGAGGCAGAGGACAAACUCAAAACCGGUGGUAAAAGAGUGACAUUUCCUUCAGAUGAGGACAUCGUUUCUGGAGCUGUGGAGCCCAAAGACCCCUGGAGACAUGGUAACUUCUGUUUAUGAAGAGCUCUUUAUUACUUUGUGCCUGUUAGAACAUGUUUUAACUUUAACACCCACAGCCAAGAUAAUUUGAUUUGCCGUCAUGCUCCUAAUAUACAAUAUGCCCAAUGCAGCUGUGUAACUUUCACCACUCCUUGAGGUGUGCCAUCUUAACUGUGGCUACCUGUUUGUUAAGUUAACAGACUGCUCUACAAUGCGUGUGCAAGUGGCACAGUUGUUUUAGAAACGAAUAAACAUGAUUCUUAAUUGUUUUCAUAUUUAAAUAAUAUUCAACAGUAUACAUUAUAUAUUAGAAUAUAAUAAAUAUCCUUUCUCUUAUAGCUUUUCACAAUUACGGUGAAGACUAAGUUGUACCAUAAAUUAGGUUUAUGUUACUAGUGGUGACAGUGUUUAAAUGUACUUUCUUUAAGAUGGGGUGGGCAUAGGCUUGCUCUAUUAUAGAAAAAUAAUAAUAAUGAUUAUUUAAAUCAUAAUUGAAAUAAUUCAAAACAAUGAUUUGCUUGGAGAGUAGGUGGGGCUUUGGACAGAUGAAAUGAUUGUGACAUAGCUCACAGAAACAGAUGUAGAAGAGUAGGAAGGUACAGUCCAUGACCAAACUUUCCACUCAAGGAAACACCUAUGUAUGCAUUUAAACAUUGUUAAUACUCUUACUAUAUAUAAUUAUUUAUUACUGUAUUAUUAUUAUUAUAUAAUAUUAAUAUAUUGAUAAUAUAAUAUAUACCCACAUAUGUAUGUGUGUAUAUAUAUAUGUGUGUGUGUGUAUAUAUAUAUAUAUAUAUAGCUAUAGCGAACAUACAUGAACAUUCACACAGACAGUGGCUCCCUCUUUUCUGCUUCACUCGAGGAAAAACUAAAACUAA